This is a messenger RNA of Pan troglodytes (chimpanzee), 1659 nucleotides long. It is a transcript of the gene TWF2, whose product is annotated as twinfilin actin binding protein 2. Gene Ontology annotation, molecular function: actin monomer binding; actin filament binding. The record is from RefSeq and is a predicted model, not a curated record. Gene Ontology annotation, cellular component: actin filament; cytoplasm; myofibril. The transcript has 9 exons. Lineage: Eukaryota; Metazoa; Chordata; Mammalia; Primates; Hominidae. Bases 188 to 1237 code for a protein of 349 amino acids. Gene Ontology annotation, biological process: actin filament depolymerization; barbed-end actin filament capping; positive regulation of neuron projection development.
CCGCCUCCCUGCCGCGCCUGUCGGGGGCGGGGCGCCGCUGGGGGCGGGUCCUGCGGCACCGCCCGGGAAGCUGCGCGAGGCUCGACAACCUCCGCCACAUCCUCCUCCUCUCUUGGUCCAGCGAGCGUUGCCGGGCCAGGGUCCAGCGGAGGGCUCCGACGGCGCGGACGGAGCGAAGCGCCGAACCAUGGCGCACCAAACGGGCAUCCACGCCACGGAAGAGCUGAAGGAAUUCUUUGCCAAGGCACGGGCUGGCUCUGUGCGGCUCAUCAAGGUUGUGAUUGAGGACGAGCAGCUCGUGCUGGGUGCCUCGCAGGAGCUGGUGGGCCGCUGGGACCAGGACUAUGACAGGGCCGUGCUGCCACUGCUGGACGCCCAGCAGCCCUGCUACCUGCUCUACCGCCUCGACUCACAGAAUGCUCAGGGCUUCGAAUGGCUCUUCCUCGCCUGGUCGCCUGAUAACUCCCCCGUGCGGCUGAAGAUGCUGUACGCGGCCACACGGGCCACAGUGAAAAAGGAGUUUGGAGGUGGCCACAUCAAGGAUGAGCUCUUCGGGACUGUGAAGGAUGACCUCUCUUUUGCUGGGUACCAGAAACACCUGUCGUCCUGUGCGGCACCUGCCCCGCUGACCUCGGCUGAGAGAGAGCUCCAGCAGAUCCGCAUUAACGAGGUGAAGACAGAGAUCAGUGUGGAAAGCAAGCACCAGACCCUGCAGGGCCUCGCCUUCCCCCUGCAGCCUGAGGCCCAGCGGGCACUCCAGCAGCUCAAGCAGAAGAUGGUCAACUACAUCCAGAUGAAGCUGGACCUAGAGCGGGAAACCAUUGAGCUGGUGCACACAGAGCCCACGGAUGUGGCCCAGCUGCCCUCCCGGGUGCCCCGAGAUGCUGCCCGCUACCACUUCUUCCUCUACAAGCACACCCAUGAGGGCGACCCCCUUGAGUCUGUAGUGUUCAUCUACUCCAUGCCGGGGUACAAGUGCAGCAUCAAGGAGCGAAUGCUCUACUCCAGCUGCAAGAGCCGCCUCCUCGACUCCGUGGAGCAGGACUUCCAUCUGGAGAUCGCCAAGAAAAUUGAGAUUGGCGAUGGGGCAGAGCUGACGGCAGAGUUCCUCUACGACGAGGUGCACCCCAAGCAACACGCCUUCAAGCAGGCCUUCGCCAAGCCCAAGGGCCCAGGGGGCAAGCGGGGCCAUAAGCGCCUCAUCCGCGGCCCAGGCGAAAAUGGGGAUGACAGCUAGGAGGCUGGAGCAGGGCCGGCCACGUGUGGACUGUGGGGCUGCCCACCUUCCGCUCCCUGCCACCAUCCUCCUUCCUGGGCUCCAGGAAAGUGUUUCUGGGAGGUCAGGAGGGCUGGCAGCUGAACGCACUUGCAGUGUCCGAGGGCCACCGGGCUGGCAUUUUGUGACCCUUCCCUGUUGCUGUCCCUGCAUCUCGUCUGUGUGCCCAGGGUGUCCGGGGACCCUGCCUGGCUGGCUUAAGGGGGCUGGGUCAGGGGCCUGGCAUGAACCUGGCCUCCCGGGGAGCUGAGACUAGGGUCCCAGCACAGCCCAGAAACCUUUGGCCACAAGAAGUGGGGUCAGUCAGGGCUGGGGCAGGGGUCACUGCAGUUUGGGAUGGUUGAAUGCUGUAUUUUCUAAAGAAUAAAAUAUUUUUAAAUCAA